This is a messenger RNA of Stereum hirsutum FP-91666 SS1, 1654 nucleotides long. RefSeq lists its product as uncharacterized. The transcript is spliced from 10 exons. The record is from RefSeq and is a predicted model, not a curated record. NCBI's taxonomy places the organism in Eukaryota, Fungi, Basidiomycota, Agaricomycetes, Russulales, Stereaceae. Bases 9 to 1490 code for a protein of 493 amino acids.
CCCCAUCCAUGUUCCUUCCGAACGAUGGUCCCUCUGAUGUCGGAAACUCUCAAAUGCCGUAUCCCACUACGUCUUCGACCCCUCCACCCACCAUCACACCUGCUUUACCUUCGUUAACGCCAAAUAGACGGCGGCACCCUCACAAGAAAGAGCCCACCAUCAUCGAAGAGCGCGAUAUUUUUUGCAUGCGAUGCUCGAAACCCAUGGUCAAAGCUCUCCUCCGCGGCACUCGUGCAGAGCUCGACGCACAGUUUCGUCCCCAAUUCCAGUGCAAGGACUGCGCACCCGUGAGACAGGCGACGGUCACCUCGUCGAAGAAACGUGGAAAUGAACUCGAGGAUACGGCGCUCCCUACUUUGUGUGUGGUAUGCACGAAGCCUCAAGGCGAAGGCGGAUUCGUGGCGAAGGAUAGAGUGCCAUUGAUGUUUAUGUGCGAGAUUAUUUGCAUUUCAUGCUCGCAUAAAUACAAGCGGUGUAGCCAUUGUGGAGGUGGUACCGGUCGUAUAGCCCUUGGUAAGUGGAGAUGCAAGGAGCUUUUCGACGGCAACCGGAAAACAUGUCGUCUGAGCCACGAAAAACUCGGUGCAAGAGACAUGGAAAUGUCCGUUUGGGAAGUUCCCGGGGAAGUGCAGGAUAGGGAGGAGUAUCCGGCCAUGGUCGAGGCUUGCUUGAAUCUUUGGACGGAUCAUCAUUUAUCCAGAGCUGCUACGCCCGAGGUGCUGGAGCAUUCGCCCGACCUCAGGUCAUGGGAAGACAUCCAUGAGAAACUCAUUAAUGCAGGACCCCCGGGACAGGUUCUUCUUACCCAACCACCAAUUACACCGUAUCACAGACAAUAUUUUGCUUUGACGUGGGCGAAGAAGCAGAGGAGAAGGGAUAAGUCGAAGCCAGAAUGGACGCGUUCGAGCGCGAAGGAGAAGAAUAUCGAUGAAUGGGUUGCGUUUAACACCCGCAAGUCCAAUGUUCUCCUACCGGAAAAUUCGGUCUUGUCUUCAGUGUGGUAUUGCGAGUGGAAUAUCAAAGAUCGGACCCUCAUGACUGGAACCCUCACUAUGUUCGACAGAGGCGACGUCGACGAACGUGCCGGAUUCUCAGUCAGUAGUAUCAUACUCCGAACCCUGGACGAAAUCAAGCGCCACAACGCUGAAAUGCCCGAAGACAUAUGGGAACCACCUGAACAUAUAUGGGCACCACCAAGAUAUGCCCGCUCCCAUCUACGUGUCAAGCUUUUUGAGCUCAUACAGCGCAAAUGCGGAUUUCUUCCCCUCGACGAGUACCUCGGCCGUCAUCCGCAUAUAAACCCUGCUAUCUUCGGCCCAGAUUCUGGACGCAUCGCCAGCCACAUGUUCAAGCGAUGGUCGAACAUCGACGGCUCAGGGCAGCAGAGUGUGAUUUUUGCGAAAAGUUUAGGGACUGGAUGGAAUGCUGAGGACGUGAAGCAUUUGAUGCAGAAGGAGUUGAUGAAGAUGCCGAGAGGCGUGCAGAUUUAAGGAGGGCAAAAGUCGACGACGAAGUUGUACUUGUUGCGCGACGAUCGGGUUCAAGUGCGCUCAGUAAGCAGAGUAGAAGACGGAGUCCUUUGUACACAACUCGGCAGACAGGGCAGUGAUGAUGAUGGACUUGCACAUGCAUUAAAAGUGUACGGGUUACUGUG